Molecule: messenger RNA, 2394 nt
Organism: Colletotrichum truncatum
Lineage: Eukaryota; Fungi; Ascomycota; Sordariomycetes; Glomerellales; Glomerellaceae
Product: RNA-binding protein
Biological process (GO): post-transcriptional regulation of gene expression
Cellular component (GO): cytoplasm
Molecular function (GO): mRNA binding
Source: RefSeq, a predicted model, not a curated record
AUGGCUAACUUUGAGUUUUCUGACAAUAGCUACAACCGCUACUCCAUGCCAGUCACCAGGUCUCGCACUGGCUUGUACGGCGCUGACCUUGAUCAAACUGGCACCGCUCGCUUCCUUUUCGGCGAGGAAGACGCUUCUGGCGAACACAAGUACGGACAGGGCCACGACGACAACUUCCCUACUCUGGUGCGCCGCGACGAUCAAAUGCUCUCUGCAUCCUCCGCUGCCCUUGAUCUUGCCCUCUCUCCAUCGCCCGCCCCCGACGCGCCCUCCACCAACGGUUGGGGCCAUAUUAACCGUCACCGAACACAACAGAGCCUGUCUGCCAUCAACACGUCUUCGCUCAACGGAGCUGCCUCAUCUGGUGAAAUCGGAUCAAGAGCAUCAGUUCGCCACUCACUCGACCUCAAGUUCUUCCCGGACGCCCCUUCCGACAACCAAACCUCAGUCGUUUCUCCCCCGGGCAACCACAUCAUGGCCACUCCUCCCAAGUUGCAGAGCUCCUUUUCUACGAACGAUGUGCCUACCAUGAAGAGCACCACUGGCGCCUCGGUGACCAACAACCACGCCCAACAGCAUUUCCACAACCACAAUGCUAGUAUUGGUCGCAUUCCUGCCGGUGCUGUCCCUGGCCGCCACAGCCGUGAACUGUCCAACGACAACAACAUGGGAGGUGCGCGCGACCAGGCUGGGUCCUUCCCCUCCAUUCAGUCCGCUCUCCAGGCCAACGCUACCCCCUUCGGUCCUGGUGCUCCGGGUCAAGGUUUCCCGCACACCUCUCAGGGCAAUGCGGCUCCCAACGGCGUUGCUACUGCCGGUCCCAACAACUCGUAUGGCAACUUCUACCCGAAUGGCUACGUCUCCCCCACGAACAACGCCCCUCCUACUUCUGGACCUGGACCUUACGGUGUCCCUCUUCUGGCCAUGGGCAUGCAGAACAUGAACCUCGGCGGUAACAACGUGUACCCUGCUCAGAACUACGCUGGCUAUGGCGCGCUUUACAACCAGCAAGCCCAACCUCGCGACAGCCAGGCUCGCGUGAUCCAGCACCGCCGUCAGAUGGACAACGAAGCCAUGUCUCGCUACAACGGUCUUGCCCUUGAGAACGUUGGGGGUCAGAUUUACGAUCUUUGCAAGGACCAACACGGUUGCCGCUAUCUGCAAAAGAAGCUCGAGGAGCGCAACCCUGAACAGGUUCACAUGAUCUGGCUCGAGACCAACCAACACGUCAUUGAGCUUAUGACCGACCCCUUUGGUAACUACUUGUGCCAGAAGCUUCUUGAGUUCUGCAACGACGAUGAGCGCACCGUGCUCAUCCAGAACGCUGCCGUCGACAUGGUUCGCAUCGCUCUGAACCAGCACGGCACCCGUGCCCUGCAGAAGAUGAUUGAAUUUGUCACAACUCCCACCCAGAUUGAGAUGAUCAUCAACGCUCUGCGCUUCCAGGUCGUUGAGCUCAUUCAGGACCUGAAUGGCAACCACGUCAUCCAAAAGUGUCUUAACAAGCUCAGUGCCCAGGAUGCCCAGUUCAUUUUCGAUGCCGUCGGUACAAACUGUGUCGACGUCGGCACUCACCGUCACGGCUGCUGUGUUCUCCAGCGCUGCAUCGACCACGCCUCCGGCGACCAGAAGGUCUGGUUGAUCGCUAAGAUCACCGAACACGCUCCCAUCCUCGUCCAGGACCCCUUCGGCAACUACGUUGUUCAAUACAUCAUCGACCUCAAUGAGCCUUCCUUCACUGAGCCUAUUGUCCGCAUGUUCCAGAACCGCAUCGGACAGCUGUCUCGCCACAAGUUCAGCUCCAAUGUUAUUGAGAAGUGUCUGCGCUGCUCUCAGGAGCCCUCUCGCGACAUGAUUGUUGAAGAGCUUCUCUCCCCCGGCGAGAUUGAGCGCCUCCUCCGCGACUCCUAUGCCAACUACGUCAUUCAGACAGCUCUCGAGUACGCGACCCCUCACAGCAAGUUCCGCCUUGUCGACGCCAUUCGGCCCAUCUUGCCGUCCAUUCGCUCUACCCCCUACGGACGCCGCAUCCAGGCCAAGAUCCAGGCCUUCGAGGGACGUGGUAGUGCCACCUCGAGCGGCCAGGUGACUCCUGCGGAUCCUAGCCAGGGCCAGAUCCCACUCCGCCCCAACCACAACCGUGCCAUGUCUAACACCACCUCCGUUAUCUCCCCCGGCGGAGCCUUCGGCAACGGCCUGAACGGCGGUCUCAACGGCGGUAUGGCUCCCCGCGGCAACCAGGCCAACUAUCCCACGGCCUCCAACGUCACGGUGCCACCUCCGGCCCCCCAGAACCAGCGCAUGCAGCAGUACGGCUACAACUCCCAGCCGCGUGUCAAUGGCGGUGUUCCUGCGGAAGGUGGCGCCGGUGCUGGCGAGACUCAAUGGUUGUAA